AUGGCUAAUGAGGCCGCCAAGAAGAAGCAGAAGAAACCGAAAUUCAUGCAGGAGGCUGCAAAUGUCUCCGAAGUGAAUCGCAUUCGAUUUGUUCAUAUUCUCGAACAGUUUAGGCAUUCGAAAGAUGACGUCUACAAAUUUGAAGAGAACCUAAAUAAUCGGGAGCGAGAAGCAGUGCAUACCUUAUGCAGGAAAAUGGGCAUGCAGUCAAAAAGUUAUGGGAAAGGGCAACAGCGUCGACUUUUUAUUUAUAAGAACAAAAAGGGAGUACUAUCGAAGGAGAAGGAACGUCUUGCUUCCUUCAGUUUUUCGGAAGAAUCAAGAGCUGCUUUACAGGAUUUGUUUUCUCAGUACCCUCCCAAUGAUUUGGAGAUGGCAGAAAAUAAAUUUGGAGAAAGUAGUGGAAAAAAUGGCAAAGUACAAGCAUUCAAAGAUGAUAUGUUCUGUAAGCCUGCAAUGACUCAAUCUGAAAUUGCAAGCAAGGUGGAAUCCCUUGCUUCCAGAAUAGAGAAGUCCGCGGAAUUGAGACAGAUCACAGAGGAGAGGUCCAAACUUCCCAUUGCAUCAUUUAGGGAUUCUAUCACAUAUACUAUGGAAUCUCAUCAGGUGAUGCUCAUAUGUGGUGAAACUGGAUGCGGGAAAACGACCCAGGUCCCGCAAUUUCUUCUUGAUCAUGCAUGGAGCAAAGGAGAGCCAUGUAAAAUAGUUUGUACUCAGCCGAGACGAAUCUCUGCCACAUCAGUGGCAGAAAGAAUUGCUUUUGAACGAGGUGAAAAUUUGGGCGAUUCUGUUGGAUACAAGGUAGUACUAGUACACGACCAAAUGGCCAGUUAUUGGAUGAUUGUUUUGUGUUUAUCAACAAAUUAUCUAGAUGAAAUUCAUGAAAGGGACCGCUUCUCUGAUAUCAUGCUCACAAUAAUCAGAGACAUGCUUCCGUUGUAUCCCCAGCUGCGUUUGGUACUAAUGAGUGCCACAAUUGAUGCAGAACGAUUUUCAACGUACUUCUGUGGAUGCCCGAUUAUUCGUGUGCCUGGAUUUACCUACCCUGUCAAACCUUUUUACUUGGAGGAUGUACUAUCCCUGGUCAGAUCGACUGAAACCAAACCCCUUGCAUGCACUAAAAACAGCAUAACUGUGGAGACUUCUAUAACUAAUGAAUGCCGAGUUGCGCUCGAUGAGGCCAUUGACUUGGCUCUAUCAAGUGACGAAUUUGAUCCCCUUCUUGAUUUAAUAUCCUCCCAAGGAAAUUCAGAAGUCUUGAAUUAUCAGCAUUCUAAAACUGGAGUGACACCAUUGAUGGUAUUUGCGGGAAAAGGACGGGUUAGUGAUAUUUGCAUGCUUCUCUCUCUCGGGGUGGACUGUAGCAUCAAAUCCAACGCAGGAAAGACGGCUUUAGAUUAUGCCAAACAAGAUAAUCAAGUGGAGGCCGAAGGAUUUAUUAAAAAGUACAUGGAGAAACCGUUGACAAAUUCUGAGGAGGACCAGAACCUAUUAGAUAAAUACUUAUCAAAUGUCGACCCCGAAUUAAUAGAUUGUGUGCUUAUUGAGCAACUUCUCAGGAGAAUCUGUAUUGACUCGAAUGAUGGAGCUAUUCUCGUUUUCCUUCCGGGCUGGGACGAUAUAAAUAGAACACGCGAGAGAUUACAAGCUAGCCCUUUUUUCAAGGAUCCUUCGAGAUUCCUUAUUAUUUCUCUUCAUUCUAGGGUUCCAUUGUCCGAGCAGAAGAAAGUCUUCAAACGGCCCCCAUUCGGUUGCCGGAAAAUUGUGCUUUCCACCAAUAUUGCUGAGACCUCGGUCACCAUUGAGGAUGUUGUUUAUGUCCUGGACAGCGGACGGAUGAAGGAGAAAAAUUACGACCCAUAUAACAAUGUCUCGACUCUUCAGACUUAUUGGAUUUCAAAAGCGAACGCGAAGCAGAGGGAGGGGCGUGCAGGCAGGUGCCAGCCGGGUAUCUGUUAUCACCUCUUUUCAAAACUUCGGGCAGCUUCACUGCCAGAUUUCCAAGUCCCAGAGAUCAAGAGGAUGCCUCUAGAGGAGCUGUGUCUGCAGGUGAAGCUCAUCAACCCAUCUUGCAAAAUAGACGAGUUCCUGCAGAAGACGCUGGACCCACCCGUCCAUGAGACGAUACACAACGCAGUUUCCGUCCUCCAAGGCCUUGGCGCCCUCACUCCCGACGACGAGAAGCUCACAGAGCUCGGCGAGCGCCUCGGAGCGCUUCCGGUCCACCCUCUCACCAGCAAGAUGCUCUUCCUCGCUAUCCUCCUCAACUGCCUCGACCCGGCCUUAACCCUCGCCUGCGCCUCCGACUACAAGGACCCCUUCAUCCUACCUAUGCUCCCCGAUGAGAAGAAGCGGGCCCAGUCGGCCCGCUCCGAACUCGCCUCCCUUCUCGGCGGUAAUGGCGAUCAGCUGGCGGUCAUCGCCGCAUUUGACUGCUGGCGGGCCGCCAAGGACAGGGGCGAACAGACCAAGUUCUGCUCUCGAUACUUUGUCUCUCAAAACACCAUGAGAAUGCUUUCCCAAAUGAGAAAGCAGUUGGAGAGAGAGUUAAUACGGCACGGUUUUAUCCCGGAGGAUGCCUCCCGAUGCAGCCUGAACGCGCGGGACCCGGGAAUACUCCACGCGGUGCUUGUGGCCGGAUUGUACCCGAUGGUUGGGCGGGUGGUCCUUGUUGGGAGGAAGUCGUUAGUGGAGACAGCUGAUGGUAACAGAGUGAGGUUGCACCCGUUCUCGACUAAUGCCAGGCUGUCUGUCCGGAAAGGUGGGGUCGGGCCGCCAUUGGUUGUCUUUAACGAGAUAACGCGUGGGGAUGGCGGGAUGUUUAUUCGGGACUGCAGCGUUGUGGGGCCGCUCCCUUUGCUGUUGCUGGCAUCGGAGAUUGUGGUGGGCCGGUCCGCGGAGGAUGAUAGUGGGGAAGAGAGUGACUGUGAGGAUGACAGCCGGGAUGAAGAUAGAAUGGACACGACGAGUGUCGAGAAUGGGGAGAGGAUUAUGUCUUUGCCGGGGAAUAGUGUGAAGGUGUUAGUCGACGGGUGGCUGCCUUUGGAGUCAACAGCGCUUGAUGUGGCCCAGAUUUACUGUCUCAGGGAGAGACUUUCAGCUGCAGUUUUCUUUAAAGUAAAGCAUCCAAAGAAGGUUCUCCCGGAACAUCUUGGGGCCUCCUUGUAUGCCAUAGCUUGCAUCUUAUCAUACGACGGGAUGUCUGGGAUCUCACUGCCGAACGAGCCCGUGGACUCUCUUGCUUCCAUGGUUAGUGCCACAGAUAUAAGUGGGUUGGGCCGCGUGAGUACAAAUACCGCUAAUCAGCCGUCUCAAAAUUAUCUCAAGUCAUUGCUGAACAGUCGAAAUAAAUCGUAUCAACCUCCUGCUCAACCUUUGGUUUCGAAUGCUGAUAAUAUGCACGCGUACGGGUCGGCUAUGCAUGGGCUGCCCGCCCCCAUUCGGAACUUUUCCAAGCGGCCGCGUGGUGGUGUACGUAGAUGA
Striga hermonthica is the source of this 3483-nucleotide messenger RNA. Lineage: Eukaryota; Viridiplantae; Streptophyta; Magnoliopsida; Lamiales; Orobanchaceae. The record is from the annotation of a GenBank genome assembly.